CAAAGAAGAGAUUUACAUUUCCGGAUUUCCGUCGAUGUCACUUUUGUCACCAAAGAAGUUACGGGUUCACUUUCACCACGUGUUCAACCAGGUACAUUUGUGUUUUUUAAAGAGUUGUAUCAUAUUUGAUUUACGUAGCUAGCGCUACUUUCGUUAGGUAGCCAGCUAGCUACCUAGCUAGCUAGACUAUUUGGAUGAACUAUCACAUGUUAUGUAGCCACUAGCCAGCCAGCUAGCUAGUUAUCCCAACAUUGAUCACACGUGUGCAUCAUAUGCACGUAUUUUGCUAAUAUAAUUAUGGUAGCUAGUUAACGUUACCUAGCUGCUAAAGUUCAUGCCUAUCCAUGCUUUCACAUUUAGGAAACAAUGGAUAAACGUUAAUAUUGUAUUUCUGUACAGAUAGAGAAAAUAGGUUAUGCUGCAUCCACCAUGCUGGGGACUUCGACAUCCACUGAACAGGGGGCAAUUAAGAAUCCCGUAUUGCUUGAAUUGUCUCGAACAUCCCCUCUUUUAUUUGAAGAAACUCCUGAAUUAAUCUCAUCAGCGGCACCUGAUACAGUCGAGGGAUGUAAAAAAGACAAAAAGAAGAAGAAAAAGACUAAAGCACUAUCUGAAAGGGGACCAGAAGAACCGGCAAUUGAGCAUAAUCAAAAGGAGGUUCACCAAUUGACAGUAAAGAAAAGGGGUAAAGAACCUAAACAUAAAGAGCAAACAGUGACCGAGCUGGAAGUGGUGGAGAAAGAGAGGAAGAAACGUAAAAAGGGAAAGGAAGAGAAUCAACUAAAUGUUGUUGAAGAUGAAAUGGAGGUACCAGAUCCUGAGGAACAAACUGGAGGGAAAACGAAGAAAAAGUCAAAGAAUCUUCAAACACAACAGGUGGGAGAGGAUGGAGUGACUGCUGAUGAGGAGAUUAUGAGUAGCAGGAAGAAAAAGAAAAAACAUAAUGACAUUGAGCCAGAAGGGGGGAUAGACCGGGACCUCUCAAAGCCUGCAGUAGAUGUUUCAGCAGUAACAGUGCCAGAUGAGGCCAGAAAGAGUAAGAAGAAGCACAAGAACAGACAAACAGAUCUUGAAGAGGGAGCGGAAAGCUGUCAGAGAGUUUCAAGAACAGCAGAUGAUGCAGAAAUCAUAGAACUGCACACUGAAACGGUCAAGAGAGGUAAAGAUGUGGUAACUGAGGUAGAGGAGAACGUAAACGAGAGGAGGAAACGGAAGAAGAAAAAACUCAGAGAGAGUCAACUGAACGAUUGUCCAGAUAAAGCAGACCUUCCAGGUAUAAAAGAACAAACUGAAAGAAAAUUGAAGUCAAAGAGGCCGAAAACGGAUGGAGGGUCUGCAGCUGUGCAGGGCAGUGGGAGAAAAAAAGAACACAGCAGAGAGUCAGACAAGGGAAUGGACAGUGUCCACUCUCAGUCUGCAGUAGAUGUUUGGGAUUUAACCGUUCCAAAUGACAACAGGACUCAUGAUGCUGGAACAAACGGUGAGACAGAGGAGGGCGCCCAUUCAACCAUGGUUGAGACAGGGACCCAACACAACAGACCCAGCCUAACGGAAGAAACUCUAAGGUGAGUAGAAAGAAACCUGGUUCCCUUGUAUUGAAGUGUGAAUCUAGCGUAUUUGUAAUGAGUGAUUUCCCUAGUGAACACAACCAUUGACAGUAGGGCAAUUCCACAGUAAGAGUGAUGCUGAGACUCCGGUUUUCCAUUUUAAGGUAUGCCCAACAAAAACCAAUGAUUGAAAAGUUUAACAAACCUUACAACUCUAUGCACAAGGAUGACUUUUAACCAUUUCCACUGAACAUUUUACAAACAUACAUUUAGGCUACUUGUAGAACAGUGCCAAUGCAAAGUUUGGUAACAGAAUGACUGCACCAACACCCCAUACGUCAUUCUGUUACCAAAAUUUGCAUCUGCACUGUUCUUCAAGUAAAUGUGUUUUUGUAAAAUUUUCUGUGGAACUUGUUAAAAGUAGUUAUUGUGCAUAAUUGUAUGGUUUGUUUCACUUUGCAAUCAUUGGUUUUUGUUCGACAUGCAUUUUAAAGUGAAAAAUCUGUCUCUGCAUCACUCUGUUUCCGUGGAAUUGCCCAGUAGCAUUUGCUGGUGAAAACCAGACCUGUUGUGAAUGCUGUGUACCAGAAUUUCAUCUGGAACCUCUUCCUGUGCAGAGAGGAAGGCAUGUCUCUCUUUCUCUGUCAACUCAGAGGUUUCAAAACAGAUGUUUAGACAUUUGUUAAUGAUUUUCUCCCCUCACUAUUCUACAGUGUGGGUGACUGGCAGGCUCUGAAUGAUCUCAAAGAGUUCAUUCCCAAUGUAGAGACAAAGUCAGUUGAUGAGAUCCGUAAGAUGAUAAAGUAUGAUCUUGAUCGAUUCAAGGAAUUCCGAAGACAAGGUACGUUUAUUCUUCAGCCACUCAUGGUUCAAUAUUUUUGAGUGUUUAUCACGGCAUUAUGUAACAUGUAAGCAAUGAUAUGUAAGAUGUUACUGUGUUUAGAGAUGUGGCUGAAUGUAUUAUCAUAUGUUUUAUCAUUUCGAACCAAUCGGUUAAGCCCCUGUGGAAUCUUCUGUUGUUCCCAGGCCUUUCCCUGCGAAGUGGAAGAUUCAAUGCACAGGAGAACAAACGACUCGAGAGUAACGUCUAUGACUUCCUGGCUCUCACUGGGAUUCAGAGUGCCUCUAAGCUCUUCCAUCCACAGCACUUCAAAGAGGAAGAAGCAAAUAUCAAGAAGUUGAAGAGUCAGCACAGAUUCCAUGAAAGAAUAGGUACGUCGUCUUGUAGCCAGGUUAAUUCGCUUAGAGAACUUUAUCCAGUUUUAUCCACAUUACAUCCCUGUUCGUCAGCAUUGUCUACAAUGGUCAAAAAAGUAUGCUAAGGAAUUUCCCAGAAAACUGAUCUCACCUCUUCCUAACCUGUUGAUCCAGCUGAAGGAAUACCCAGGCCUUGGCAUCACGUCUAUAUACGUGGGAGGAAAAUGUUUCAUGGCGGCAACUACAUGGGCAGGUGAGACGGGGCUAGUUACUAUAAGGAAAUGACCCUAACGGUCAUAAACGGCUAUGACGGCUUACAUUAUGUUGCCUCUAUAUACAGUGUACGAAAGUAUAGUAAUAUUAUAUUUGCAUUUUCUUUAAUUACAGUGUUCACAACUGUGCUAUUGUUCUGAUAUAACCACUUUACGGUUUGCUAACAUUUUGCAGACAUAUUGCGCCACUUUGAAAGCUUAUUUCCUUGAUUUCCUUACCGAAGGUUCACCAAAGAAGAACUUCACUCUUUGAAAAAACUGCAGACGUUGCACGGCAACAAGUGGGCGACGAUCUCGCAGUUGACUGGCCGAAGCGAAACGGCCCUUGAGAAACGUUUUGCUCAGAUGUGUAAGUCAUUGGGAACUUUGGGAAUUUAAAGCUGGAAUCUGCAUAAGGUGACACAUUGCCACUGUUCGCCCCAGCAUCUUAGUUAUUGUUUUUGUCUAUUUGAUGAAACAGAAGAGAGGAUGUCCAGCAUCAUGGUAAAAACAAUUAUUCUGCAGAUCUAUCACGCAUGCAAUGAUGGCCAAAGGGAGAAAAAAAGUGUUUGAAGUAACUUUAUAAUAUCCCAAACAAAUGUGGCAGUUUCACUGAUUACAGCUUUAAUAUAUUGACUCUGACAUCCUUGCCGAACAUCCUGCUCCACUCAUCUUUUUGGGAAAAUGGUUGUUAACAUUGUAUGACCUGGGGCAAUGCUCUCGCUUUGUUUGGUGUGUAUUUCUCAGCUGCAAACAGAGGUGCGUGGACCGAGGAAGAACUGAAAAGACUAAUGGAAGCUGUGCGGAAGCACCUGGUGGGACAGGCAGAGCCUGGCAGUGGACCGGCCAUCAUUAGGAAAGACAAGCUGUACAACAACAUCCCCUGGACAGAUGUGGGCCAGACGGUUGAAACGCGCCACUGGUCCCAGUGUCGAGCAAAAUGGUGGGUAGGGGGUUUCAGGGGUAGCUGUUACAAAACAAACCGUUCUCAUUGAAUUGUUUACACAAGCGUUCAGAUUCAGAACUUUUGAGGCUGUAUCUUUGAUCCUUCUUUUCCAGGUUGACUGUUUUGAAGCACAAAAUGGCAUAUGAACAACCAGUGUUCAGUGGAGGCACGAAAUCCUUACAGGGCAAAGUGGAUUUGAUCAAAGUGUAAGUGUGUUGAUUUCCAUUCAAUCUAUGCAAUGGUGAAUCUGUUUUUUGAUACUUUGUUUAAGAUUUAUUAGCCCAGUCUAGUGACGUUGACUUGGACCUUUCUGCACUGUCGUGAUACACAGGACAAAAGGUAGAGUUUUGGUCCUGAUAUCUUCAUGUGAAACUGUUGCAUGGUGAACUUUUAUUCAUGUAAUUUUUGACCUUUCAGGUUGAAUGCAAUGCAGGUGGAAGAUGCUGCAGAUAUCAACUGGGAAGAAAUUGCUCACACAAUUGGGUAAGAAGUUGUUAUUAAACUCAGAUUAUAGGUCAUUUUAGACAAUGUGUCAUAGAUUACCUUGUUACGUUUAUGUAAUUUGACAUUUUCACUGAUUAAGGUUUUGUGUUGUGUUAGUAUUAACUUUUAGAUUGUCAAGUCUCUCAAUACAACGCUGAGAUGUCAUUGAAUUAUAUCAAUGCAUGACAAAGCUCUUACAAAACGUGUUCUAUCUUCUAGGAGUGUGGAAUGCAACAGUGCAUGUCAGUGUGAUGUAUGUGUGUUGUAAUGCAGUGCUAUGUGCUAACAUUUGUAUUUGAUCUUAUCCUUUAAGGGAUGUUACUCCUCGCUACGUACAGACGCAUUACUACAUACUAAAAGUAGCCAAUGUUCCAUUGUGGGAGAGCAGGUCCUUCUGUGGUAGGUGUAAACUACUGUUAUAUACACACUAGCCUCUUCUAUUAUUUUUAAAGGAGUAGGGCAGACCCACUCCUUUUGUAAUUCUUGUUUAUUGGACAGGAUAGAAAGAGAGAAGUAGAUGGGAGGAUUGAGCAGUGGGUCAGAUUCAAACCCAUGCUCACAGCAGUAGUACACAGUACCUGUGAGCCCGAGGAAGCAGCUUAGACCACUGUACCACCCCAGGCGACCACACAAUAUUCUCUAUCGCUAGGUUUUUAGCAUUUCAUUAGAAUAGUUACAUGUGAAUCACUAUGAUCAGUGACGACAUAAAGGGAGAGGAAAUGUCACUAGGUCCCCCUUGACCGUACUGUUUAAAUAUAAUGAUGCUUUGGGGAAGAGAGCUUUGAUUUUGUCCCAAAUCACACCUAUUCCCUAUAAAGCGCACUCCAUUUGACAAUGGGCCCUGGUAAAAAAUAUUAUACUAUAUAGGGACUAGGGUGCCAUUUGGCACGCACCUUGUUUGCUGGAACCAUUUACUGAUUUAAUUUCUGUAUUUUCUUUUCAGAGAUCAUUGACUUCCUCAACAGUAGAGUUCUCCCCAAUUUUGAAGAGCAACUGAAUGUUCUGAUAAAAUCAGGAGAAGUGGUGCCCAGAAACGAUCCACAAGAGCUCUUCCUACUCUCUGAGAUCUUUGAUAAUGAGGAGGACAGCAACUACUACAGUGAGGUUGAGAACAGUUGA
Coregonus sp. 'balchen' is the source of this 5543-nucleotide messenger RNA. Lineage: Eukaryota; Metazoa; Chordata; Actinopteri; Salmoniformes; Salmonidae. The record is from the annotation of a GenBank genome assembly.